This is a messenger RNA of Grosmannia clavigera kw1407, 762 nucleotides long. Its product is annotated as O-methyltransferase family 3. The transcript is spliced from 4 exons. Bases 1 to 762 code for a protein of 253 amino acids. Lineage: Eukaryota; Fungi; Ascomycota; Sordariomycetes; Ophiostomatales; Ophiostomataceae. Gene Ontology annotation, molecular function: S-adenosylmethionine-dependent methyltransferase activity; O-methyltransferase activity. The record is from RefSeq and is a predicted model, not a curated record.
AUGAAGUCCAACGUUGCCACUCUGUUCCCCAACGUGAAGGUGGCUACAAAUGUCAUUGAGUAUGCCGCGGCCAAGUCCGACAUCCUGCCCGAGCCGCUGCUCAAGUACCAUGCCUACAUCCUGCGGCUGGAGCAGGCCGAGUUGACCAUCUCCACGUUCCAGGCCCAGGCACUCAGCUUCCUGGCCAAAACGGCUGGAGCGAAACGUGUCUUGGAGAUUGGCGUCUUCCGCGGCUUUUCCUCCAUGGUCUGGUCCAAUGCAGUCGGCCCUAGCGGAACGGUCACUGGCCUGGAAAUGGACGAAAAAUAUGCCGAUUAUGCCAGGCUCGGCUUUGCCGACGUUGGCGUGAAAAAUGCAGAGAUCAUCGUCGGCGAUGCCCUGAAAACACUCGCCGCUCUGGACCCAGAGGAGCCGUACGACCUCAUCUUCAUCGACGCACAAAAGACCGGCUACCCCGCCUACCUCCAGACGAUCCUGGAGAAGUCGGCACCGGGCGCGCCACGUCGUCUGCUGCGUCAGGGUGGCCUCAUCGUCGCCGACAACGUGCUGCGGCGUGGCCUCGUCGCCGACUACAGCGCAGACAACCCGGCUGCCGUGAAGGCGGCGCAUCUGGUUGCCGCGUCGGUCGACGGGAAGAGUGACAGCAUCGAGGCCCUGAAGGCGCUGGACGCGUUCAGCUCGGCGAUGCGGGAGAACAGCCGGAUCGACUCGCUCUUGGUCCCGCUCUUUGACGGCAUUGCGCUGGGCCGUCUGGAAGACUAA